AUGCGCGUCUUGAAGCAGCUUACUCUCGACGAAGGUAAUGCAUACCCGUCUGCAGUUUCGAUUCUUCAAAAUUCUAUUUACGUGGAUGACGCGUUGUUCGGGGCUAAUGACGUCAGAUCUCUCGCCGAUGCUCGUUCUCAGCUCGUCCAGCUCAUAAAAAAAGGGGGAUUUCAGCUUCGUAAGUGGGCGUCUAAUUCAAGCGAUUUUCUUAGAGAUCUCUCGGCUGACCAACCCGAGGUGACCAACCAUCUCAUAUUAAAAGACGAGUCUCUUAAAGUUCUCGGUCUUUCGUGGCUUCCUCUCGAAGACGCUUUCAGAUUCAUUGUUAAUUUCGCUGCUUCGGACGCGCCCACAAAACGUUCAAUCCUGUCGUUUAUUGCUAGACUGUACGACCCACUUGGUUGGGCCGCGCCUGUCGUCAUUGUUGCUAAAAUAUUGCUGCAGGAACUGUGGCUUCUCCGUUGCGAUUGGGAUGCACCUCUUCCCGACACGUUACUCCAGCGCUGGAGCGACUACGUCGCGGAAAAUUUGAACAAAAUCCGGAUACCGCGAUGGACUGGUCAACAUUCAUCCGAUCUGGCCUACGAAAUACAUGGAUUUGCGGACGCUUCUAGCCGCGCUUACGCCGCUGUUGUCUAUCUUCGAGUUCUUCACUCACUGUCAAGCUUUCAAAUCAGCUUACUUGUUGCAAAAACCAAAGUUGCGCCCGUCAAGACGGUUAGCAUUCCGCGACUGGAACUCAACGCUGUCGUACUUCUAAGUCGACUCAUCAAGUGGACUCUUAGUUCCUUGCGAAUACCGUCAACGCCUGUCUACGGCUGGACAGAUUCCUUAAUCACUCUGGCGUAG
Molecule: messenger RNA, 849 nt
Organism: Linepithema humile (Argentine ant)
Lineage: Eukaryota; Metazoa; Arthropoda; Insecta; Hymenoptera; Formicidae
Source: RefSeq, a predicted model, not a curated record